AUUUUCGUCACAGCGAUGGCGACAUUCAGAAGUGAAUUUCACAGCGUGCCGAACACUUACAACCAGCGCCUGACGGCAUUGAAGAAAAAGCUGACCACGUGUUUUCAGCACUGGCUGCUCAAGCUGCAACAACACCAACGCCAGCAGAAUCACCAACGUGGCACUGGGCAGUUCUAUAAUAUAUUUGUCCGCGCGGACUGCUCCAUUUUGGACGAGAAAGUUACCUAUUUGCGCAAAUUCAAAAGGAUCUUCACAGCACGCCAGAAUUUGGCAAGUGCUCGGACAGCAGCCGCUCAGCUACAGCCAGCACUUGGUCGCCGCAUCAGCCAGAAGCAGACGCAGGUGGCAGAGGAGGAGUUGCAAAUUGUAGCGCGACUAUUCUCAUCGACCCUCAUAUCGAGCACCCUCAGCUCCGAAAUGACUAUCAUGGAUAGCACCUAUAUAGGGGUGCGUGACGAGCACCCCGAGAUUGAUGCUGAAAUACGCGCCAUACUGCUGGCUAAUGCCCAGAAUGGUAUCACGAUAUCAAGCAUCAAAAAUGAGUAUCGACAAUUGACGGGCACUGCAUUUCCGGUGCACGACAACAUCACAGACUUUCUGCUAACCAUUCCGCACGUCACGGCCGAGUGCUGUGAGUCCGGCAAGCGCAUCUUUAACAUCAAGCCCACUGAGGAAACACGCCAUCUUCACGAGAUGAUAUUGCAGCAGCGCCAACGUGAGAGUCGAAACAAUUACAACAAUAACAACAACAACAACACCCACUACAACAACAACAACCACAUGGUGUACUCACAGGAGCCGCCACGUCUGUGGCGCUCACAAUACAAACGGCGAAUGCCACCCAACUUCAAUGUUAAUCUCAACUCGAGCGAGAAGCCAGCUGUCAAGAUGGCCAAGCUGCAGCCCCUGGCCACGGCUGCUGCAUUGGCGCCCAACGGUGUCUAUCAUGACAACUGGAAGCAUCUCAACAAUCAGUAUCAGCUACCGCAGCCCAAUGCUCUCAAGAACAGCAACAGCAUCAACAUCUACUCGAAUACUUUGAAUCCUGCACAGUUACAGGCAGCACCGCCGGCAGAGCACAAAGAGCAACAGCAGCCGCAGCAGCAACAACAACAUCAAGUAGUUCAGCAGUUGAAACACCUGGAGGAGUACACACAUAAGAGGCGAAACGAUUUCACACCCACGCCAACAACGUUGUCAUGUCCAUCGCAACAUGACUCCAUGUUCACCAUCAACUCGGACUAUGAUGCAUAUCUAUUGGACUUUCCACUGCUGGGCGACGACUUCUUGUUAUAUCUGGCACGCAUGGAGCUGAAGUGCCGUUUCAAGAAGUACGAGAAGGUGCUGCAGUCUGGACUCUGCAUCUCUGGACAGACGAUCAAUGCGGCCAGGCAACGGCUGCGACUUGUCGAGCUGCCGGAGAUGACGCAAAUCAUCGUUAAUAUCGGCUCCGUGGAUAUAAUGCGUGGCAGGCCGCUUGUGCAGAUCGAGCACGAUUUCCGUCAGCUGGUGAAGGAGAUGCAUAGCCGUAGAUUUGUACCAGUGCUGACCACGCUCGCACCGCUGGCCAACUAUCGCCACGACAAGCAGACAUGCGACAAGGUGUUGCGCCUGAACAAGUUUAUACGCAACGAGGGGCGACACCUGAAAGUUAUUGAUAUACAUUCCUGUCUGAUCAACGAGAAUGGCGUCGUGCGAUUCGAUUGCUUCCAGAACGGGCCACGUAGUGUGACGGGCUCAUCUGAGCCACAUGUAUUCUGGAACAAAAUCGGACGGCAGCGAGUGCUUCAGAUGAUUGAAGCGAAUUUGGAGUAUUAGGGAAGAGCUGAGGAGCUGAAGAGCUGUGGAGCUGAGCUGAGGGAGCCACCGGUCUGGCACCAGGCUUCAAAUUUUACAUUCAUUUCAAGUGACGGCAUGCAGAGUUGUUUUUAAAACUGAAAUGUGAUUUCGAAUGUUAGUUUUUAAUGUGUUUUAUGUUCGUUUCGUUCUGUGUUAGUCUUUGUCUUUAUUUGUAAAUCUAUGUGAUAAAUAUGUGUUAAAUGUU
Molecule: messenger RNA, 2044 nt
Organism: Drosophila arizonae
Lineage: Eukaryota; Metazoa; Arthropoda; Insecta; Diptera; Drosophilidae
Gene: osk
Product: oskar
Source: RefSeq, a predicted model, not a curated record